Messenger RNA from Ceratosolen solmsi marchali, 1801 nucleotides. It is a transcript of the gene Smox, whose product is annotated as Smad on X. The record is from RefSeq and is a predicted model, not a curated record. Lineage: Eukaryota; Metazoa; Arthropoda; Insecta; Hymenoptera; Agaonidae. Gene Ontology annotation, molecular function: I-SMAD binding; RNA polymerase II cis-regulatory region sequence-specific DNA binding; DNA-binding transcription factor activity, RNA polymerase II-specific. Gene Ontology annotation, cellular component: heteromeric SMAD protein complex. Gene Ontology annotation, biological process: positive regulation of transcription by RNA polymerase II; anatomical structure morphogenesis; cell differentiation. The transcript has 9 exons. The coding region runs from base 814 to 1617 and encodes 267 amino acids.
AAAAUUGCAACACUAGUGGAUCAUCCUAUCAAGGUCAAAAAAUGAGUGUGAAACGUUUCCGGUUCCAGUGCACCUUCCGACGAAGUACUCUCUUUGCAAAGCUAACUACCCUCAAACUAGAAAAUUCUGCAUAAUUAAUUCCAAUGUAAAUAAAUAUUCUGGAAGGGUACGUUAUUUAAUAUAAUUGGCGAAGGUUCCAUCAAUUGUAUAAAAAUUCCAUUAUAACUAUGAUUCCUCGAGAAGACAAAUUAUCGGCAGAUCUCAUACGAUUCCACGUGGCCUUUGGCAAUAAUCUUAUAAUUGCAACAUAUUUUACGUACAAAUGAAUGCAUCUUUAAUUGUGUUAUCGUUAUCUUUUAAUUGGAUCAUAAAUAGAUAAUUAAAAGUAUCAAUCUUGAGGAAGACAAGGCUUAGUACAGAAAGUAACGCUAAUAAUGGUGUGCAGGGGAUGCAAAGCACAAGCCUAUGGUAUUUAAAUAAAUGUCGUGUAUGGUGUUGGCCAGAAUCUCCAAUCAUAUUACAAAUUCAAUGCUAUUGUCCAUUGUAAAUAUAGUUUUUCUCAGCAACACAGCGAAGUCUGUGUAAGCUUUUAUCAUUACUUGCAAAUAAGGAAUUCGGGCAUUUUAUAACUACCGCAGGGCAAUUCUGACAACAAAUCAAGGUUUUACAAUAUAUUAGUGGUAUAGUAUCCGUGUACAAAAAUUUUUGCACGAUAUUAAAUUAUCAAUAGCAACGCAAUCAACACGAAUUAUUACAGAAUUUACUACGACAGCAAGUAAAUAAGCAAUUCCAAGAAAUGCAAGUAAGCAAAGCAUGCAAGCUACAAGUCCUGAAAGUGUAAGUAGCCUUGGUAGUAUUCAGGGCUCACCUCAUCCAACCUCUGGUUCAAUGGAUCCACCUGCAGAUACGCCACCCCCUGGCUAUAUUAGUGAGGAUGGCGACAACAUGGAUCAUAAUGAUAAUAUGUCUUUAUCGCGUUUAUCACCUAGUCCCGUCGAUGCGCAACCAGUUAUGUAUUGUGAGCCAGCUUUUUGGUGUUCCAUAAGUUAUUAUGAAUUAAAUACAAGAGUAGGCGAAACAUUUCAUGCAUCACAACCAAGUAUAACUGUCGAUGGCUUUACGGAUCCUAGUAAUUCAGAACGAUUUUGUUUAGGUCUUCUUUCAAAUGUUAAUCGUAAUACAGUCGUUGAACAAACUAGAAGACAUAUUGGUAAAGGAGUUAGAUUAUAUUAUAUUGGAGGAGAAGUUUUUGCAGAGUGUCUUUCAGAUUCUAGUAUUUUUGUUCAAAGUCCAAAUUGCAAUCAACGAUAUGGAUGGCAUCCAGCUACAGUGUGUAAAAUACCACCUGGUUGCAAUUUAAAAAUAUUCAACAAUCAGGAAUUCGCAGCUUUACUCUCGCAGUCAGUUUCGCAAGGUUUCGAAGCAGUAUAUCAGUUAACACGCAUGUGCACAAUUCGAAUGAGUUUUGUAAAAGGCUGGGGUGCUGAGUAUCGGCGGCAGACAGUGACUUCAACGCCUUGUUGGAUAGAACUUCAUUUAAAUGGACCUCUACAAUGGCUUGAUCGGGUACUUACACAAAUGGGUUCACCACGAUUACCCUGUUCAUCUAUGUCAUAAGAAUUACAAAAUUCCGAAUAUUCCAAUAGCAUCUUGGUUUAAAAUAUGUAGUAAUUAAACUGCUUAACAGCAAAAAUAACCGAAAUAGAAACACAUUUGCUACAACGAAUAACGUUUCAUUUUUUGAGAAUCGUCUAUAGUAUGGUAAAAGUAAACAGUGAAAUAAAAAAUUAUAAAUAAUGAA